AACUUCACUCCACGUAUCAGUUAAUACUUUGUGGAUAUAUACAGACAGUCUAUAGGGUUGUGAUCAAACCAUAAAAUGAAGUUUAUCUUUUUCGUGCUAUUUGUAAUUCAGGUAGCUUUUGCUCAAAAUUUAUCCUUACCAAUCCCUGAAAUUUCGCAAGAAGAUGCCAACGCAUUACACAGUGCAUUUGUUAAAUUAUUUAGUGAUGGAGCUGUUAUAAAUGAUUUCGCAUUUAAACUUGAGCAAAGAAAUGGCUUAGAUGACCAAACCAUAAAUAAUAUUGCAAACGUUGUCGUUAAGGAAGUGUCUGACUAUAUCACUUCUAUCGCCACAACUCUUCCAAAUAGUGAACAAUUUGUGAAUGCAGUAGUGAGUGCAAUUCAGGAAUUUGAUGUUUUACAGAACCUUUUAAAUAAAGAAGGAUACAACGAUGCAGGAAUUUUCGCAUAUGUUCUAGUUGGAAUUUACAAUGACGUGGUUCUAACACUUAAAACAAUGGCAGAGCCAUUCAUUAGCUCAAUAAGAGAACUUAAAGGCAAUACAAUUGCACCACCAAAACCAACAGUUAAACCGGACCCUGCAGCAAUUGAAACAUUCAAAGCAUCUUUAACAAAGAUUCAUCAAAAUGCAAUGAAAAUUGCUGAGCAAGUUGAAAGCAGCAAACUGAUUAAUCAAAAUAGUCUUACUGAAACUUCUGGAAUCGUUCAAAAAAUUGACAAUUUAAUCCAAAAUAUUUUACAUACUCUCGAUCCUACUGUUGCAGUUGAUGUUAAAGCUUUUAUAAAUGACUUUUUCGCUCAAAUCAUUACUAUUAUGGACAUAUAUGAAGAAUACAAGGGUAUCGAUGAAACUAAAAUUAUGAUGCAACUUGCUAGAAAUGCGUAUAAGAGUGCAAUCAGUUCGUUUUACAAAUUGGAGCUUCAAGCAGAGCAACUUCAAAAUGCUGCUCCAGCAGUUCCAGAACGUGACAAUUUUAAUGGAAUCCCUCCACCACCACCAAACACUGAACAAGAGGCAUCAGUUCAAGUUAAUCCACCAUCUAUUCCAGUUGGAAUUCACACAGCACAAGCAGGUUCUACUGAUCAGAGUAUUCAAAUAGUUCAACAACUCAAACAAAAGACUGAUCGAGAUAUGGAGUUAUUAAUGACUUUGGUGAAGGCUGUGAAGGAUCGAAAUGGAAAAGAAGAUUUAUUGUUUGUGUCAACUUUCGUACAAACUUUACAACAUUUGAAGAACCUUGCUCAAUCAUCAUAUGCUAAUCAACCUGCAGUGAAUGCACAGAUCAGUAAAAUUUUUGAUGCCAUUUUCGUAGAUAUUGCUGAAUGGGACAAAAUCCUUAAGGAAGGAAAUCAAAACAUCGAAACUGCUUUCGCUGAAUUGGUGCCAAAAAUUUUUCGUGACAUUUUAAACUUUUUCUAUGCUGCAGCAGUGAAUAAUGUGCAAGGUCGUCCUUAGUUUCUUGACAUCGCAUGCGGAAAUCACGUCUAAAGAUAUUUAAAACUAUUAAAAUGAAGAUGUUUUUUCAUCCUACUUUCUUCCUUAAAAAUUGUUUUUAAAACACUUUCACUGUAAGAGUAAAUAAAAUGUGUUUUGACACAUAUUUAAAUAUUUGGAAAUGUGUUCUUAAAC
Messenger RNA from Chironomus riparius, 1629 nucleotides. Lineage: Eukaryota; Metazoa; Arthropoda; Insecta; Diptera; Chironomidae. The record is from the annotation of a GenBank genome assembly.